This is a messenger RNA of Syngnathoides biaculeatus (alligator pipefish), 4411 nucleotides long. RefSeq names its product espin (gene espn). Bases 353 to 3097 code for a protein of 914 amino acids. Gene Ontology annotation, cellular component: cytoplasm. Lineage: Eukaryota; Metazoa; Chordata; Actinopteri; Syngnathiformes; Syngnathidae. Gene Ontology annotation, biological process: actin filament bundle assembly. The transcript has 15 exons. The record is from RefSeq and is a predicted model, not a curated record. Gene Ontology annotation, molecular function: actin filament binding.
UCUCAGUCCCAUGUCGCCAUCUGCCAGAAGAGGAAAAAUAUUCCAAAGCACAUGAUACGACUUAGUUGUUGGAAAACAAACUGGCUUGAGGAAUAAAUGACAUUGAAAUAGUGUCGUGCAUAACAGGUGCGCUCCUAUCCUGCAGGAAGACGCCCGCUGGAGAGCAGGUGAACUUUCUAACUUGGCAACACUACUAAUAGUGGACUGACUGGAAUGGCUCCGGAGACUAAUUGAGUGGUAAAUGCGAUGAGGGCUUUCCAAAUGCCGAGGUUGUAAGACGUCGGACUCAAGUGCAACGGGGGAAGGAAGUGGUCAGUAGAGGCCGGUGGUCGUCGUGCAGCUUGCGGCAGACAUGGUCGUCGAGGGGGAGCGGACGCUGCUGGCCGCAAGGCAGGGUGACGUGCAAACACUCAAAGCGGAGUUUGCGUCAAAGGGGCUCACCAGAGACGUGAAGGAUGCGCUGGGGGCCUCCCCGGUGCACCACGCAGCCCGGGCGGGCAAGCUGGCUUGCUUGCGCUUCCUGGUGGAAGAGGCCGGGCUGCCGGGUCACUGCCUGGCCCACAACGGAGCGAGCCCGGCGCACGACGCCGCAGCUACCGGCAACCUGGCGUGUUUACAGUGGCUGCUGACCCAGGGUGGAUGUCGGCCAGAGGACAAAGACAGUUCUGGCGCCACCAUUCUCCACCUGGCCUCCCGCUUCAGUCAUCAUGAGAUCACAGACUGGCUCCUCAAGAGUGGGGAGGUGGACCCCGGGACCGCCACUGACACAGGCGCCCUCGCUGUCCACUAUGCUGCUGCCAAAGGAGACCUGUCCUCGCUCCGACUGUUACUGGGGCACAGCCCAAAUUUUAUCAACUCCCAAACUAAAAAUGGUGCCACACCACUCUACCUGGCUUGCCAGGAGGGCCAUCUGGAGGUCAUCCAGUACCUGGUCAAGGACUGUGGAGCUGAUCCACUCAUCAGAGCCAAUGAUGGGAUGACACCCCUGCAUGCUGCUUCCCAAAUGGGCCACAACACAGUCAUUGUCUGGCUGAUGAGUUUCACUGAGAUUAGCCUGAUGGACAAGGACGGCGACGGGGCCACAGCUAUGCACUUUGCAGCCAGUCGUGGUCACGCAAAAGUUCUCAGCUGGUUACUGCUACACGGUGGUGAGAUAGUCACCGACAACUGGGGAGGGACGCCACUUCAUGACGCCGCGGAGACCGGCGAACUAGAGUGCUGUCAGAUUCUGGUAGUCAACGGGGUGGAUCUCGGCAUCAGGGACCAGGAUGGCUUCACAGGAGCUGACCUCGCUGAAUACAACGGACACUUCCAGUGUGCUAAGUAUUUGCGCACUGUCGAAAACAUGAGUGUGGAGCAUCGGGUUUUGUCUCGGGACCCCUCGCUGGAUCUCGAGUACAAGGAACCUGAAAACAAGCAACAAGAUUCGGGCCUUUCGUCCCCAAACACCACCAUGCCUCCUGCCAGCCAAGCGGCGCACUUCGAGAUGAGUUCACCAUCCAGCUCUUUGUCUAACUACGAUUCGGCCAACUCCAGCCAGUCCAGUACCGGCGAGAAGAGGAGCAGCUUAACGUUGUCUCGUGGCCAAGAGCUGAACACAGUGGCGCACACAGGUGCCUCAGAGACGGUCAUCUCUGACAUGCAAGCAUACAUGGACAUGCUGAACCCAGACAUCGACCCAGACAGGUCCAAGAAGAGUCAUGACUCUGUUUCAAUACUACCUCCACCGCCCACUUAUCCACCCCCUCCUCCCCCAAAGUCCCCACCGCUGCCCCCGCCACCCCCGGGCUAUCCCGCACCGAAGCCCCCACAGGAGCCAUCUUCGGCAGAGUUUCUGAAAGUGAAGAGCAACUUGCGCCACGUGGAGGGCAACAGCAGGAAGAAGGAGCAGCUGACGGUGGGAGAAACCCAGGACAAAUUACGGCGUGUUGAUUCCAAUAGAAAGUCGAGGAGCAUCAAUAAGCAGCCCAGCACUGGGGACUACUACAAGACGCUGGGGAGUGACGUCGCCGAGCUCCGUGGGAGCAAAGUCAUGCCACCAAAUGAGGAGGGCUCCGUGUUACUGGACGAGCCUGCUGACGGCUCCAAGCCGACAUCUGAAAACGGCACCACAGAGGAAACGGUCCCGGCACCACCGCCGCCGCCUCCUCCUCCACCACCACCAAGCAACCCAACACCAACACCCCCUCCACCCCCUCCCUUGCCACCAGACACGCCACCAACCCAGAACGUGUCCACGAGCAACAUCUCCAACAAACAGCGACGUGGAUCUUCCUCAUCUGGAAGCGGGGGUCUCUCUGCCCCGCAGGGAGAGGGAGGGACACUAAGACAAAUGAAAAGCACAAAAUCUUUCAACAUGAUGUCCCCCACUGGUGAUAACUCAGAAUUGCUGGCAGAAAUCAAAGCGGGAAAGAGCCUGAAGCCCACACCUCACAGUAAAGGCUACACCACUGUCUUUUCCAACAGCGGGCCAACAGGCAGCAAUGGAAACAACAUAUCUCCACCAGAAACUAGAGCUUGUAGCCCACCACCCAAGACGUCAUCCCCAGUGGCGUCCAAUAUGUCGGCCACCUCCCCACCGACAACGCCGUGUACCACAUCCAGUCCAACUGGCUCGGGAAGCUUCAGGACUAUGUCAGCCUCAGCAAGCUUCGAGCAACUGCACUUCAACUCCAUAAUCAAUGGGAGUAGCGUUGCGGGCACGGCGAGAAAGUCAAGCCUUGCUGAUGUGGAGGCGCUCGUUCCCACCCACGACGAGCAGGGAAAAGCCAUCCCCGAAUGGAAGCGGCAGGUGAUGGUGCGAAAGCUUCAGGUCAAAGUCCAAGAAGAGGAAGAGCACAAACGCAAGGCCGAUGAGGAGGCAGCACGCCUGGCAUCCAUGCCCGCCUGGAGGAGAGACAUGAUGAAGAAGAAAAUGGACGAAGAGAGAUGUGACAGGGAACAAAAGAGGAAAGCAGAGGAGGAAGCCAAACAGGCCAAGGAGGUGGAGGAGAAGACGGAGCAGGAGCGCCUGAGGAUCCUGGGUUACGAUGAGACCAAGCUUGCCCCUUGGCAACGGCAGAUCAUCCUGAAGAAAGGUGACAUCGCCAAACAGUGACCAGGCCUUUUCUUCUGCUCAUGGGACCCUCCCCAUCACUGACCCAGCCGACCACAACUCUUAAGGCCUUCACUGAUCGCUUCUCUCUCCUUGAUGUUUGGCUGUGCCCUCAGCGCGGGAGAGCUCACCGGCUCUCCCGAUGAUGUCCCGUCUUUGUCUCUCAUGGUCCAGACACCGAACCGUUACGGGGGAUUGCGGCUGUGACCUUGGCGCUUGUUGAAAGCCUCAUUGAGGCAACUUUUAAGCGUUAGUAUAGCUUUGGCACGCACUGGUUGCCCUCACAUAAGACAUCUUCUUUUAACUGCACGUGUCCUUAAUUCAGACCUGUUUGCGUUAUUGCAAAUUCAGUGUAAUCACUUGGACUUUCUCAAACAAACGGAAAGGGGUUAGAAGAGCGGUCAUUAAAUUCAUGUUUUGUACAGUACCCACACUCGCUGUUAUGUAACAGCAUUGACAUAGGCCUACUAAUCAAUGCAUCUACUGUAUUUCAUGAGAAACAUUUUUGUAUAACACUCAAAGAAGCGUAAUCUUUACUUUACUGCAACUGCUGUCAUUCUUCCAAGAAGCAAUUCUUCUACUUUUACAGAAAUAAGAACUCACGUUUUCUGGAUGUGAACAUAUGAGCAAAAGUUAAUUCAUGUCGAUAACAUACGCACGUGUUCAUUUUCAAAAUCAGCGCUGGAAAAUUCCAAGGCUAUAUUAAUCUUAAUUCGUUUUUCUAUUUCCGUUAAUGCUAUGAUUGUUGUGUGCAUAGUUUGUACCAAGAAUGUUGUAAUUUAUUAAGCAUACAAAACCAAGGUCGCAGAUAUCCAGUUACAGCAAAGUACAGCUAAAGUUAAGCACAGGUAAUAUUGUUAAAAUACUGCGGGCUAUUUGGAAAAAGGCUUGUCUAUUUUUACAGGAGGCAGUUUGUCAACAGACACUGCGUAUUGCACAUGUAGAUAAUAUUAAUCAGUCCCUGGAUAUGUGUUUUUUUUUUUUUUUUUUUUACAGAACACUUGGUAGUACUGUAACUGGGUUUUUAAAUGAUGUCGGAUAACACAUUUGACAAACGAUAUAAGUGAAUUGUUUACAAUAGAUAAUCAGUGCACACCUCAUGUCAUCAUUAUUAGGAAAUAACUGACUUUCAUUAGCUGCCAUAUGAAAUUGAAAUUUAAAAGAUGUAAUCGCCAUUUGAUUUUUCUAUGCGUAUACAGUCUGUAUAUAGUCACCCUCUCUGAUUAUGAUAAUUUCAGUGUUUGCAUACUGGAUCUCAGCCUUGAUUGGAUAGAAUGUUGGCUAAUACACGCAAGCAUGGUUAUGUUUUCAUUUAAA